AAGACGAAAGAAGAUAUUCAAAAGCUGCUGGAAAGCAUCAGACCCGACUCUGAGAUUGCCCUACAGAACCGCGAAGGAACCCCCGAAGCUCUCAAGUACACGCUGCUAGAGCACCAGAAGUUGGGGUUGUCUUGGAUGAAGUCUAUGGAAGAGGGCGACAAUAAGGGCGGUAUCCUUGCGGAUGAUAUGGGUCUGGGGAAGACCAUACAAGCUAUUGCUCUCAUAGUGUCCCGCCCAUCGACUGAUCCCGAGCGCAAGCCUACCCUAAUCAUUGCUCCCGUUGCGUUGGUGCAACAAUGGAAACGAGAGAUUGAAAGGAUGGUUAGGCCUGGAAAGCACCAACUUUCCAUUUGGGUAUUGCAUGGCGAUAAACGGCUCACAACUUUCAGGGAACUGAAGCGGUACGACGUGGUUCUGACCACCUUCGGCACACUGGCCGCAGAAUUGAAGCGGAAGCAGAAGUACGAGGAGCUAGAGGAACGGGAUGUUAACCUGGCAAGGAAAGCCUUAGACAGUCUCCCUCUUCUAGGGCGGCGUUGUAAAUGGUAUCGUGUCAUUGCAGAUGAAGCUCAGUGCAUCAAGAACCGGAAUGCAAAAGCUGCGCUUGCAUGCUGCCAGCUCAAUACCACCUACCGCUGGUGCAUGACAGGGACUCCUAUGAUGAACAAUGUCGAAGAGUUACACUCGCUGAUCAAAUUUCUGCGCAUUCGGCCAUACUGUAAUAUUGAGACAUUCAAUCGCGACUUCACCCGGCCACUGAAAUCUAGUCCCGCCAUGCGCGAGAAGGCUAUGCUUCAGUUACAGGUCUUGUUGAAGGCCAUUCUUCUGCGGCGAACUAAAAGCUCCGAAAUCGAUGGUAAACCGAUUUUGCAACUACCGCCCAAGGUCUCCGAAAGAGUCCAUGCUGUUUUCAGCGAGGAGGAGCAAGAGUUUUACAAUGCUUUGGAGGCACGCAGUCAAAAUGAGGUCAACCGGUAUCUCCAACAAGGAGUUGGGCGCAACUAUUCCAAUAUCCUGGUUUUACUCCUUCGACUUCGACAGGCGUGCUGCCACCCUCAUCUGAUCAAAGACUUCACCACCGAAGUUAAUGCUGCCGAAGAGGGCAUGGAUCUCAUCGCCAAUGCGAAAGCGUUUAGCGCUGAAGUUGUUGCUCGGCUUAAGGACAACACCGAGUUAGAAUGCCCGAUUUGUAUAGAUGCUGUCGAAAAUCCCGUCAUCUUCUUCCCUUGCGGCCACGGAACCUGCGCGGAGUGCUUUUCGAGAAUAUCUGACCCGGAAAUGGCCCUACGGAGCGGGCGCGAUGACGGAGGCGAAGUGAAAUGUCCCAAUUGUCGCGCGAAGGUGAAUCCAAAGAAAAUCACCGAUCAUCAGUCGAGCAAGCGAGCGAAGGGCAAGGGUAAAGCCAAGAACAAGAAGUCCCUUGCGGAACUCAAGAAGGAUGCUCAGAAGAAUAAGAAAUCGAAGCUCAAGUACCUGCGUCGCCUCGAAAAGACCUGGAUGUCGAGUGCCAAAAUCGAAAAGGCCAUGGAGAUCUUGCGCGAUGUCUACCAUCGAGAAGGCAACGAGAAAACCAUCAUCUUCAGCCAGUUCACGUCUCUGCUCGACUUGCUGGAGAUUCCGAUCGCUCGUCAAGGAUGGGACUACCGACGCUACGACGGGAGCAUGCGUCCAGCAGAUCGAAACACGUCCGUGAUGGACUUUACCGACAAUGAAGACUGCAGAAUUAUGUUGGUGUCGCUGAAAGCCGGCAACGCAGGCCUGAACCUUGUCGCAGCAUCCCAGGUCAUCAUUUUCGACCCCUUCUGGAACCCCUAUGUUGAGGAGCAGGCAGUCGACCGUGCCCAUCGCAUUGGACAAGUUCGCCCUGUUCAGAUCCAUCGCAUUGUCGUGAAGGAUACCGUCGAAGACCGUAUCCUUGAAUUGCAGGAUAAGAAGCGGGAGCUUGUUGAGGGUGCUCUGGACGAGAAGGCAUCAAGCAAUCUCUCCAGACUCGGAGCCCGCGAACUCGCAUUUCUGUUUUCUACUGUAGAAAGAAAGAAGAAUGUUUGUGUCUUACAUGAUGACUCGGAAUCAGACUCCCGAAACUGUUUAUCUACACCCAGAUCCCACCGCCCAAUACCCUACCUAAUACGUUAUCUACCUGCUACUUGA
Messenger RNA from Aspergillus niger, 2151 nucleotides. RefSeq lists its product as uncharacterized. NCBI's taxonomy places the organism in Eukaryota, Fungi, Ascomycota, Eurotiomycetes, Eurotiales, Aspergillaceae. The record is from RefSeq and is a predicted model, not a curated record. Gene Ontology annotation, cellular component: cytoplasm. The transcript has 4 exons. Gene Ontology annotation, molecular function: ATP-dependent chromatin remodeler activity; ATP binding. The annotation marks the transcript as partial.